This is a messenger RNA of Paraphaeosphaeria sporulosa, 783 nucleotides long. RefSeq names its product 2-deoxy-D-gluconate 3-dehydrogenase. The record is from RefSeq and is a predicted model, not a curated record. The transcript has 3 exons. Gene Ontology annotation, molecular function: oxidoreductase activity, acting on the CH-OH group of donors, NAD or NADP as acceptor. Bases 1 to 783 code for a protein of 260 amino acids. Lineage: Eukaryota; Fungi; Ascomycota; Dothideomycetes; Pleosporales; Didymosphaeriaceae.
AUGGAUGUAUCUUUUCUAACGAAUCUGUUUGGCCUGCAAGGAAGGAAUGCCAUCAUAACUGGUGCAACUGGCGGAUUGGGAUCGGCUAUCGCUCUUGCGCUCGCAAAAGCCGGUGCUAACAUCGUUUUUAUUGAGGCACCCAAUGACCCCAACUCUAACGCCCUGCACGAUCUCCUUGCACCGACGGAGCGCGAAAUUACAUCUUUUAACUGCGACCUGGCUUCAUCUCAAUCAAUUCGUGAAUGCUACGCCCGGAUGUGGGCUGAAGGCAUCGUUCCGGACAUCCUCGUCAACGUUGCUGGUGUGAUGGCCCGUAAUCAAUGCGAAAAUGCAACAGACGAGGAGAUCGACUUCCUUAUGGCGGUGAAUCAGCGUGCAGUGUAUGUCAGCAUGCAAGAAUUUGGGCGAAAGGUCCUUGGGCUGGGACGGAAAGGAAAGAUCAUUAACAUUGCUUCUGUAACGGCAUUCCAGGCGAACAUCAACACGAGCGUAUAUGGGAUGACGAAAGGAGCUGUGGUGCAGAUGACAAAGAGUUUCAGUAACGAAUGGGCAGGUAGAGGUAUCAACGUUAAUGCGAUUGCGCCCGGAUUCAUGAGGACAAACAUGACUGAGGUGUAUGCAAGAGAUGAAGAGUAUACCCGAUAUUUGAUGCAGCGUGUGCCGGCUGCGCGUUGGGGCAUGCCAGAAGAUCUUGUUGGCGCAGCGAUCUAUUUGGCCAGUGCGGCGAGUGACUUUACAAACGGAGUGACACUGAUUGUAGACGGUGGAUUUGUAGGGAAAUAG